This is a messenger RNA of Nematostella vectensis (starlet sea anemone), 3293 nucleotides long. RefSeq names its product cytidine and dCMP deaminase domain-containing protein 1. The coding region runs from base 279 to 1814 and encodes 511 amino acids. Gene Ontology annotation, molecular function: zinc ion binding; dCMP deaminase activity. Gene Ontology annotation, cellular component: cytoplasm. Gene Ontology annotation, biological process: dTMP biosynthetic process; dUMP biosynthetic process. The record is from RefSeq and is a predicted model, not a curated record. The transcript has a single exon. NCBI's taxonomy places the organism in Eukaryota, Metazoa, Cnidaria, Anthozoa, Actiniaria, Edwardsiidae.
UGUUUCGUGGCAAAAAUCGAUUACUUGUGUUUGGUUUUGUUUUGGUUCGUUUUGUCCUGUUCCGGCUGUGAUCAUCUGAAAUCCUUUUAAAUUUUAUCUUUACACGGUGUUAUGGAUUUACAAUACGUAAUAGCGAUGUGAGUACAGUACUGUUCCGUAUCUUAUGCUACUGUAAUCUGUAAUCCGUUGUUAGCAGGUUCAAACUGCGAGAUGACGAAAUCAUUCACGCACGUAUAUUGUGCUUGGUAUCACUUUCUUGGAAAUUCAGUAGCACGGUAAUGGCGCAGGGUAGCGGGACGGCGUACAAGGAACUCAGGGAAAAGAUCUCCAAACGGGACCUUUUUGCUUGUCUUGCUCUUUGGACCGAGCGCUGUCCUCAUGGAACCAGCGAACAGGGUAUUGAGCAAGGACAGGAUGUUAAAAGUGAUGACAACGAUGAAGUGUUUGAAGAACCCCCGACGAAGAGGCAGAAAGAAGAUGGAUUUAUAGAGCAGAAUGUGGAAACAAGAAAUCAACCUAAUGUGAACGGGGGUAAUGGAAUAAUCAAGGAAGUUUCAGAGGCCAAAAAGAUUCUAAAUAAUCAAUUUAUUUCAAACAAUCACAAGUUCCAAGAAUCGGAGGUGGCCCCCGGUUUCCAAGAAACUGCAGAGAAAGUGAAAGUAAACAAAGUUGGUGUUGUGGUUACAGAUGCUGACGAUCAGAUUGUUGGGAUGGAUUUCUCCCAUGACAAUAUGCAUGCUGUGACAAGUGCCUUGAUUGGAAACCCUAUCCGGGCUAGAGGGGGAACUGUGUAUGUGUCAAGAAAGCCAUGUACAUUUUGUAUCAAAUUGUUGGCUGAAUUGAAAAUCAAAAGGAUUUUUUACCUGCCCUUUGAGCCAGAAAUCCCUGUUGAAGAUGAUUUGUGUAAUGCUGAGAGGAUUCAGAAAAUCUGUGGAAUUGCAGCAUCAGUUGCCGUGCCACACAUAAGCGAUUGUAUUCUGAAAGACUGUCUAUUAAAGGCCUCACCCUUUACUCAUAACAAAGCUGAUUAUAAAGAGACUGCACUUGAGUUUAUGAAGACGUACUGGAACAAUGACUGGUUAAGUAAAGCUAGCCGUCUUCUCAUGUGGCCAGAAUUUCAAGAUUUGUGCAGUGAAGUUUCAAUUCAGGUCAAGAAAAUGUUUGAUUGGUUGGCCAUUGUCACAAUCUGUGAUGUCCCAGACUGCACUGAAUUUGUUUCAUAUGACAAUUCAGGUAGUUUGAACAGCAUAAUAAAUUCUGGUAUAUUUUGCCCCAACCCUGAGAGUACAACCUGGCAAUCCCUGGCACUACACAUGGUCAGAAUGGCUCAUAUUCUGUCUAAAUACUCAGAUGACCCCACAAGAGGGGUAGGUGCUGUUAUCCUUAAAGAAAACAGCAUUGUAGGAGCUGGCUGGAAUUGCUACACCUCGGAUGCACUUUAUGGUGAUUUCCCUAGAGCUGCCAGUAAGCAUGUGCACAUCAAGAACAAGAGAUACCCCUUCUCGAUCCAUGGUGAGCAGAGUGUCAUUCUUCAUCGCUUUGUCACUGACAUCAAAGAUGAAUCUACUACUAUAUUUGUCAAUAAGAUGCCAUGCGAUGAGUGUGUUCCGCUGAUGCUCAGAGUUGGGGUCAAGAAUGUGGUGUUUCCACCAGAGAAAGCUAAGAAAUUCCAUACUCAACUGAAAGUUAACCUUCUUAAAACCAGUGUAGCAUCAGGUCGGCUGAGAGGGUUUGUAGCAAGGCAGUCUUCUGGCACUAGUGCUAUCAAGGAUUCUGAAUCUAGGAAUCAGUUUAAUGAUAUUAUGAAAGACUAGCAUAGUGAACAAAACCUGACCAAAUUUCAUAUUGUGCCUGGUGUCACUCUUAAUUUAUCCUUGAAUUACAUUUCAUUAGUCUAACUACUGUUAUGCAAGGAAUUUUUUAAGCAUUGAAAUUUCAUGAAGUAUUCUUUAUAUGACCCAGGCACAUAACCAGGAGUUGCUCGGUAAGGAUAUGUAGGUGGUUGGGGUGCAGUGAUAGAUAUCAUAGGACAAAAAACAUUAUUGAUGAUCCUUAAAAAAAAUUGGCUCACUUUUUGGCCUGUACCCUGACGUGCCUGUGGCCGUUACUUAAGUAAAUUUUUUAUGUUUUGGAAAAUCUUUUAUCUAAGGUAUAAAAAUAUAUUUAGAAAUAUUUUUCCAUGUACUUCUGACACUCUGAGAGAAAUUUACCCAGGAUGCAGAGGUUGAUUUGCUUCCAUCAAUAGGCAAGGAACUUAGUUUGAACAGAAUCGCUUUUUAUUAAUUUGGUGCUUUUAUUGGUAGCUUGCACACUUAGGACACUGAGAAUAAAGAAAUUUUGAAAUAUUUAGCAGUAUUUGGUGUGCUGUCAGAAUCUUUAUUUUGUCCAAUACAACUCAAAAUGAUACUGAAAGUCUGAAUUUUAUUAUUUGUUUAAUUUGAUAUUUUCAAAUUUCAAAAAUUUGCUUAUUCAGGAUAGAUGCACUCUGGUAAUUAUAAGUUUUCUGAUAACAAUGAAUGUAAUUUUGUCUGGGGUCAUAAAACAUAGCCACCUAGCAAAUAUAGGCCGUUUCAUUAUUUGUAUUUUUUACAAGUAUUUUUUUUAUUGGACCUUAUUCGAAAUGUAUCUAUUUAAAAGGCUAACUUGGUAGUUGGGAUGUUUUUUUGGCCCAGAAAAAUAGAAUUAGAAGGAAAUAAUAUCUAAUAAAAUCGUAGUUAAUAGUUAAUAUUAACUAUGAUAAAAUGUAACACACGGAAAUAUCUUUGAUUUACCGAUGUUAUAUACUCUUUUUUAUAAGAACCUUUUUUAUAAGGGCCAUUUUUAAGAACAAUAUAAAAACCUACUUAUUUAAACAAUGUUAUGACUAAUUAAUUUUUAACUUAACUAUUUUAACUUGUCACGAUUAAUUUUUAACUUUUAAUAUUUUAAUCAAAUUGUCAAUUAUCAUCAUUGUUUAUAUUUCUAUUAUAUUAAGCUUUUAGUUAAAAAAAAUGUAAAGCGCCAUUCAGCCUUAGGAAAUGGCGCUAUAAAAAUUAAGUAUUAUUAUUAUUAUUAUAUAAGAACGUCAAGGCUGAGAUAUCGCCAAAUUUUAACAACAUGCUAAGAACAUGCCGAGGCUCAGAUAGCAGAAAAAAAUUCUCUUUUAAUCCUGAUGCGUUCUAAAAUGCAGAAUCAAAUUGUGCUCAUAGAAACAACCUUAUUAUUGCUACCGAUCUUUAGUGUAAUCCUUUCCUUAUAAUUCAUUGGGUAUUAUAUUCUUAUAUACAAUAAAAUUUAAAAUGCUUCAAAAAUAA